GGCUGUUGUCAAAGCCGCCCAGUCGCCAGUCCACGUCCGAGGCUCGCAGUGCUCGCACGUGACGCAUUGAUUUUCCCUUGCCGGAUCAAUACGCGAUGCCCGCCACCGACUGAAUUCCUCCGUGUCUGCGCAUUGUUUUCGUUAACCUCGACACUGUGGCGGCGGUGGCGUUCGAGUGGAUGUGUGUCGGGAUGGACUAAUUUUUUUUUGAGUUUUUGACUUGGAGCUGACAUGAAACUGAUCCCGGUGAAUUACUUCGGCUUCACGGCCAUGGACAGGCGCUUCUCCAGCCCCAUGCUGCCCUGGAUCGUCUCGGAGAUCCGCAAGAGGGAGUACAGCGAGAAGCUGAGUCUGGGAAUCGAAGACGGAAUCCUGCAGGCCUACAAUCCCGACUUCGAGCUGCAAUUUUCGCACAAAAUAUGGCAAGUGACGCGAUUCUCCCAGGCCGACCAGGAUCCCACGACCUUCCUGUAUCUGAUGAGGGACGACAACGACACGCUCCUGUAUUGCUACCUCUUCCAGGCGAAGAAGAGCGCCGACGUGACCGACCUGUACAAACAAAUGAAGGACCAAAACCACCAAGCACCAACCCGCUCGGUGAGCAGCGCUGCCAACCUCACGUCCUUAUGCGUCGACAUAUCACCAAGUUCUAGUAAUUUUUUUGAGGUUUUAUACAUCGGCAAAAUCAAGGUAUGGCAGAAAAAAGUCCCCGACACCUUCAUCGACGACGCUUUGGAGAAGUUCAAGGCGCACGAGCUGGAGAAAACUCGGGCCAAGAUGCUGGGGAGCAUCGGGAGGCUGAAGAGCGAGGACAACAUGAGGAGGGGGUCCAUCGACUCCACGAGCUCGGGCGAGAGCGUCCACUGCCACCACCUACAGCGGUCCAUGUCGUCCAUCACCAAUCUGAGUGUGCGGCCCCAGGAGACCGACGAGGACAAGGAGAAGGCGCAGUCCAGCGACAACGAGUCCACUUCCAGCGGCAAGGACGUGUCCCACGCCGUCGAGAUGGACGAUCACAACCGCACCAUGGUGCUGCAGGUGGACCGCACCGACCUGCGCCUCAUCAGUCCGGACCGCAAGGUCAUUCUUUUGCACAAGCAGCACCGGGAUAUCGCCACGUGCGUCCAGGGAGUGGUGAAGGCGGAGCACUUCGGGUUCAUCUGUCGGGAGGGCACGACUGUGCAGAAUUUCGUGGGGUAUAUUUUUAAGUGCGAGUCGUCUUCCAUCGCAGGGGACGCAGUGGCAGCCAUCACCCAAGCCUUCGGCAGCGCCGAGUCCCGCCCCCGCCCCACCGUCACCUCGUGCGACCACUGCCCCAUGGUCUGGUUCCACCGCCUGUGCACCGAGGUGGAGCGCAUGUCCGACCGGAAAACCCAAGCCGCCAUCUUGCGCCGCCUGGAGGAACUGGACGUAGACGAGCAGAACAUCGUCCUCACCAAAUUCAAGGGGGCGGAAACCGACUCCGUGCGGGAACAAAACGAGUUCCUGAUGAUGCUCCUGAGGGCCCACUGCGAGAUGAAGCAGGGCCGCCACGUCCACGACACGGCGGAGAACCGGUCCGAGUUCCUGAAUCAGUACCUAGGGGGCGGCACCAUCUUCAUGAAGGCGAAGCGGUCUCUGACGAACUCCUUCGAGAUGCUGAAGCGGAAAGCGUCCAAGGACGACUUCGGCGCCACCUUGAGGGAGAUGAAUCUACCUAUAGCGUCUCUGAAUCGGGAGAACUCGCCACAUUCGCCGACGAUAGAGGUGUCGGAUAGGGAGUCGGAGGGGACGAGGUCCAGGUCGUCGACGAUUGGGUCCCAGAGCGACCUGAGGGACGUCCACCUCGCCGUCCACGACUACAACAAGAAUUCGGUCUCGCCGGAUAGGAGCGUGACCACGCCGGACAAAACCCCGAAGUCGCCUAUGAUGGAUAUAUUCUUAAAAGUAGGCAGCAGCCCCAAGUCGGUUCCUUCCGAAGACGGCUCGCCCAAACUCGACUCGGGUUCCUGGCGCCAAGCCAUCUUCAAACGGGUCAUCACCCCCAACAAGACCGAAAAACCCUCAGAAACCAAGAAACGAACCAACGAAGAGCUGCGCGAACUGUGGAAGAAGUCCAUCUGCCAGGCCAUCCUCCUCGUACGAAUGGAGAAAGAAAACGCCCGCCUUAAGGCCGAACAGGAGGAAUCGGCCGUCAAACGAAUCAAACUGGAGUACGACGAAAUGAAACCGUCGCAGAAGGACGUAGUGGAGGUCUGGGAGAUGCUCACCAACAAAGAAACGCGGUUGAAGCUGGAUAGUCAGAUGUUGUUGAACGCAAUCAGACAAGGUGUUCCAAGGGGCAAACGUGGUGAAGUGUGGCAAUUCCUCGCCGAACAGUACAACAUGAAGUACGCCCCUAUCAACACCGCCAACUUCCCUAAUUACAACGCUCCUUAUGAUAAACUACUGAAACAGCUCACGUCGCACCAGCACGCCAUUUUGAUUGACUUAGGGCGGACUUUUCCCAAUCACUCGUAUUUUAGUAGUCCGUUGGGGCCCGGUCAGCUCGCCCUGUUCAACCUACUUAAAGCCUAUUCGCUCCUGGACUCGGAGAUGGGCUACUGCCAAGGUUUGAGCUUCGUCGCUGGGGUCCUCCUCUUACACAUGGAAGAAUCGCAAGCCUUCUUGCUACUCAAGCACCUGAUGUUUAGACGGGACAUGCGCUUGCAGUAUUUGCCCGACAUGGUGGGUUUGCAAGUCAAACUAUACCAACUGUCGCGCCUCCUCCACGACCAACUCCCCGAUCUCUACAACCACUUCGACCUGUACGAGGUGGCACCCACUUUAUACGCAGCCCCGUGGCUACUGACCAUCUUCGCCUCCCAGUUCCCGCUAGGCUUCGUCACGAGGGUCUUCGAUUUGAUCUUCCUCGAAAGCCCCGACGUGAUUUUCCGAGUGGCCAUAGCUCUUUUAACCUUCCACAAAGACAAGCUUCUAGCCUGUGACAGUUUUGAAGAAAUUAUGAACUACUUAAAGAACACACUACCAGCGAUUGACAAGCCCACCCUUGACAAGAUUAUGAAGCAAGUAUACAACAGUGAAAUUAGCAAGCAGCUCAACGAGUACAAAGUCGAGUACCAAGUUCUCCAAGAAGAAAUGACUUCCGUCCAACCACAAGUAGAAGCCUUGCAUAAACUAGAAUCUCAGAAUAAGACUUUAACCGAGCAGAAUAAAGCCUUGAUGGGUCAGUUGGAGAUGGCGCUAGGCAACGUCCAACGACUGGAAAAAACCCGGACCUUACAACAAUCACAACUCAAUAAGCUCGAGAUGCAAAGUCGGACUUUGGACGUCACUAUAGCCACACUGGGUACCUUCAUCAACUCUCUAGUUGAACGAAAAGUGGAAGUUGAGAUUCCAGACGACAUCCGACGGAUUCUCAACCAAAUCACUAUUUCCGAGCGUCGCAAAAGCGAGCUCAAGCCUCAGAACAACCUCAUGAAGAUGUUCCAAAAGGAGGUCAACCCGGAUAAGAUCAUGGUGAAGAGUUUGAGUACCGGGAAGAUCAUCCUCCCGGCGCACCUCGACCAGAACAUGCUGAGAUCCAACAGUUUGAACACCCAGACGUGCAAAGACGACUUGAAUACCAAGAAUAGCGACAAGUCCCAGAAAGUGUCCCACUUCUUCUCGAGUUCGCACAACCAUAUCCUGCAGCAGAAGUUUCACCCGAAUAACGCCAAGAUUGAUAUUAAGGUCCAGGAGUUCGAGAAGGACCAGAAUGAGAAGAACGCCAACGAGAAGAGUAUAAGUUUGCCGAUUCCGCUGAGUGAGAGCUACCACGAGAAGGUGUCGCCGUGUAACUCGGUCGACAGUGGGGUUGGAACACCCUCUAGUCCCAAAAGCACCGAACACCACCCCUUGAGUAAUUGUGAUGUUAAUUUUACUUUCAACGGCACCAGGGAAUUGAAGAAUAUCAAGAGUAUUAGGAACAUGUCGAGGAAUUCUAGUCCUGAUAUUAUAGGCAAAUGAUUGCGUGUGAUAUUAAUUCUUAAUGUUGUAUAAGUUUUAUUUUGUAAAGUUAGGUUUUAUUAUAGGGAUUAUUUUACUGGAAACGCGACUUUAUUUCAUUUAGCGUCGGUCGUACUUCUCGAGUACUUAUGCGUUGGUAUUAAAGCUAUUUUCGACUGUGUAUUCUAUUCUUAUCAUCACUUGUGAUUUGUGAAAUUUAUAGUAUUUAAUAAUAAAGUAGUUGUUUCUA
This is a messenger RNA of Zophobas morio, 4216 nucleotides long. Its product is annotated as TBC1 domain family member 1-like. Bases 232 to 3987 code for a protein of 1251 amino acids. Lineage: Eukaryota; Metazoa; Arthropoda; Insecta; Coleoptera; Tenebrionidae. The transcript is spliced from 10 exons. The record is from RefSeq and is a predicted model, not a curated record.